Molecule: messenger RNA, 975 nt
Organism: Sphaerulina musiva SO2202
Lineage: Eukaryota; Fungi; Ascomycota; Dothideomycetes; Mycosphaerellales; Mycosphaerellaceae
Exons: 2
Coding region: 1-924 (307 amino acids)
Cellular component (GO): nucleus
Source: RefSeq, a predicted model, not a curated record
AUGUCCCGCUUCGUCUCAGCCAACGCCAACGCCGACUCCACCUCCGAAGAAGACAUCAGAUGGCUCGCCGCCCAAGCCGCCAUCGAAGCCACACGCUCGCAACCACGCCUCCCGCCAGGCCAACAAGAAGGCGGUAAAUCCCUCUUCGAAACCCUCGAAGCCAACAAAGCCGCAAAACAAGAAGCAUUCGAGCAAUCCCUCCGCCUGACCAACCAAUUCCAAUCCCUCGACGAAGACGACGUAGAAUUUCUAGAUUCGGUGCUGGAAGCGACGAAGAGGAAAGAGGCAGAGAUUCGACGGGAGACGAGAGAGUCAUUGGAGGCCUUUCGACAGCGGCAGGCCGAUGCGGAACGGAGUGCUGCGAGCAUCGCUGCUGCUGGGGAAUCUUCUUCUAAUACUGCUGCUUCGGGUACUGGUGCUGGUGAUGAGGAUACGACGACGACGUGGAAAGUGGGGCGGAAGAGGAGAAAGGGGAAAGAGGAUGGGGUGUUUGGAGGUGUGAAGUUGCGGAAGGCUUCAUCGUCUACUACUACUACUACUAUUACCGCUACUACUCCCGAUGGUGGCGGUGGCGGUGGUGGUGGUGGUGGUAGAAUCAAGAAGGAAACUACUGAAGUGGAUAAGGAAGAAAAGGAAGAGAAGGAAGAAGAGGAGAAAGAAGACGACACAGCAGCCGGGCAAUCUGCAAAGGUAAGCAAUAAUCAAGCUGCACUGAAGCCGCUAGACUCGAAGAGCACAUCAUCAAAUGAGAGUGGAGCUGCUGCUGCUGCUGAAAAGCCCAAGCAGGAUGAACCCGGUGCCACAGCUGCUGCUACAAGACCCAAGCAGGAUAAGCCAGGUAUCACAUCUGCGACUUCACCUCCCUCCACAAUUGGUCUUGCAGGCCUCGUAGCAUACGGCUCAUCAGAUGAAGACGAUGACUAGGAUCAGACUUUGUAAGACCAGACUUACAAAUCAGGUUCUUGAUAAGUUACG